This is a messenger RNA of Periophthalmus magnuspinnatus, 4737 nucleotides long. RefSeq names its product cytidine and dCMP deaminase domain containing 1 (gene cdadc1). The record is from RefSeq and is a predicted model, not a curated record. Bases 96 to 1664 code for a protein of 522 amino acids. Gene Ontology annotation, molecular function: hydrolase activity; zinc ion binding. NCBI's taxonomy places the organism in Eukaryota, Metazoa, Chordata, Actinopteri, Gobiiformes, Gobiidae. The transcript is spliced from 11 exons.
GUAAAUGGGGUUAGUCUUCGGCGCAGAUCAGCUGUUAUCACCUCGUCACGGUUUUACUCUUUCAGGACCUUUGGAGCAGGUUAGAGCCAUUUUGCAUGGAGGAAAGCGGUCCACGGAGCCGAACAAAGCCGGACCGAGCAGGGACAGCCCGGGAGAGGGGCGUGCAGACGGACAGUAGAGGACAAGGACAGGCUCCUCGUCUGUCCAAAGGAAACCUCUUCACUCUGCUCAGUUUGUGGAUGGAGAUUUUCCCUCAGGAUCAAACAGAGGGCGACCAGCAGCACCGAGGGGAACAGAUAAACCCAGUGGGCCUGGUCGUGGUGAAGGAUGGUAAAGUCUUGGGUCUGCACUCUUCAGGAUCAGAGCUUCACGCCGGACAAGCCGCCAUUUUAGAGCACAGAGCCAAGCUAUCACAUAGCAGUUUGUACUUCUCUAGACGGCCCUGUGCCACCUGCCUCAAGAUGAUCAUCAAUGCUGGUGUCAGUCAGAUCUGCUUUUGGCCCAGCGAUCCUGAGGUGUCCAUGUUGAGAGGACAGACUUCAGAAAACUACACUUCCCAUGAUCCUUCAGUGCUCAGUAUCUCAGAGGAGGCAGCUUUAGACGCAUUAGCUUCAGAUAAACUCAAAUCCAACAGUCGAGCUCAUAUCUGUGUCCCGCUACAGCCGCUAAUGCCUGGGCUAGCUCAGUUUGUGACCGAAACCUCCAGAAAUGGUGAUUUUAUGGAGAAAGUCGCAGAAGAUGAUCCCGAAGUGGACCUAGAGCACCUUUAUAACAGAGAGCAAUUGCGUGCCCUGGCCUCCCUCUCCUCUCGGUUCUUGGUUAGUUCUUCAGAGCAGCACCAGCAGGUCUUGUCCCGCAUGAACUUGGAGAACUUCUGUGUGGAGCCGUAUUUCUGUGGCCUAAGACACAACAUGGAGCAGCUGGUUCAGGUGCUGUCUGCGGUGGUGGCCGGGGUCCCAGGCUACAGUAACUACGGGUUCUACAGGCCAAGUUCAGACACCUCUGCUCCUCCUCAGUCUGGUCCAGGUCAUGGUCCAGAUCCUGGUCCGGUCUCUGCAGAGGUGGCGGUUCACUGCAUGGUCCAGGCUCGGCUCCUUUCCUACAGAACAGAGGACCCUAAAGUGGGCGUAGGAGCUGUCAUCUGGGCCAAAAGAAGCCAGUCUGGCUGUGGUCCUGCUCAGAUGGGGGGUCUGUACCUUGUAGGUUGCGGGUUCAAUGCCUACCCCUCAGGUUCUCACUUCAAUGAGUUUCCUCAGAUGGACGACAAACAGGAGGACAGACAGAGGAGAAAGUACAGAUAUAUAAUACACGCCGAGCAGAACGCACUCACAUUCAGGACUGGUGAGAUGCGUUCUUGUGAUGCUUCUCUUCUGUUUGUGACCAAAUGUCCCUGUGACGAGUGCGUUCCUCUGAUCCGAGCUGCCGGAGUCUCUCACAUCUACAGCUCAGAUCUUGACCAAGGACGAGAUAAAGGAGAUAUCUCAUACAGGAGGUUCAAACAUCUGCAGAACAUCCACAAGUACUGCUGGCAGAGGAGGCCAGAUCCUUAUUCGCCUCACCACUUCAACGGGUAUUUGGGAAAACGCAGUCGACAGAUGGAGCCGGAUCUCCGAAACUCUAAGAAACUUAGCACUCAUCGAACUCAAGAUUCCAAUGGAGAAUAAUCAUCAAAAAUAUGGACAAAAAUGUUAAAAAAAAUACCCAACAUUUUCUGCCAAAGCUGUGACAAUAUAUCAUGUGACAGUUUUUACCGGAUUUCUUACAAAUCUUGGUCUAGAGCUUUAUCAUUUGCAAAUUUUGUUUUGAAGGCAUUAUAGAGGUUGAUAUAGAUCACAACAUUCUGAAUUUUUAGAGUUAGUGGCAACAUUAUGAGUUGGCACUAAGGACAUUUUCUCCUGCAAAAGAGCUCAUCUAUAAUCUGACAGAGCUGCUACAGUUUAAUAACAAAUAUAAAAGUCUACAGCUCUGAUCAAUAAUUAUUUUGUACCUGACUCUAAAACAAGAUUUAUCACUGAUACAGACUCUGGAUCAGACACAGAUCAGCUGAACCUUCCUCUCCUAAAAGAACAUGUUUCUGACUCUGUGUGGAGGAGAUUUAUUAUUGUGGGGCAGAAGUGUCCUUUAUCUCCCUCUGUUGUUUGCAAGCAGUCACAGUAACAAUGACUACUACUACUUUCACUACUUUCUGUUUCCAUUUUGCCAGAUAAAGGUUAUAUAUUUAAAAUGGCUCCAUGGACAAGAAUGAGGGAAGAAAACGGAAAGUAACAUAUUUUGUCUGUUGUGCUGCCCAUAGUUCUGUCAGUGCCACUCAGAGAAUGAUCAGGGGCAUUGCUCAAACAGACAAAAUUUGUUUCUUUGCUUUUUUCUGCCUAGUUUUUGUUUGUCUUUCGUCCCACAAUAAUUAUUUCCUCAACACAUAGACUCAAACAUGUCACUUAAGGAGAGAAAGGUUCAUUUCAACUGUGCCAAAAGUCUGUAAAUGUGAGUGUGUCUGCAGUGUCCCUGUGGUUUCAUUCUUCACUGGUUUUCUACUGUUGACUUGAUUUUUUGUUUUGUUUUACAGUCGGAUACAAACUAAAUAUUUAGCAGAGAUGUAGACUUUUAUAUUUGUUAUUAAACUGUAGCAGCUCUGUCACAUUUUCAAUUUAGCAUUUGGAGCUUUUACAGGAGGAAAAUAUCAUUACUCACCAUUAACAUUCAUAUAAAGUUGACACUCGCUAAUAAAGUUCCAAAGGUUGUGACAUCAUCUGCAUAACCUCUGGACUGUGGAAUUAAACAAAACUUAAAUUGUGAAAGUUUUAUCAAAAUAUUUUUGUGAAGUGGAGUUUUUAAGACACAGAACUGAAAAUUACCAGAUAUGUAGCAGAGAAGUUCAACCAAUGACCUCAUGAGAGAGACUUUAGAUUUUCAGUUGUUUUAACUGACGAUAAUAUCAGCUUUUAAACUAAAACUAAAAGGGAAGAGGUUUUUUUUGUUUUUUUUAUCCACAGAAAUGUUCAAAUACUGCUUUUUGAUUGCUUCACAAUGAUUCCCAGCUGAAGGCUUGUUGUGGCCAGUACUUUAAAAAGAUUAAAAACUACAUUAGAUGCCCUCCCACUGGGCUGCAAGAUUUAUCACUUACUUGCAAAUCACAAAGAUUGCAAUGAUUUAGGUAACUACUGCAAAAACAACAAAAUACCUGUGCUGCAUAUUUAUCAGAGUUUUACAUCAGUGAAGUGGCAGAUUAUGGACAAAUGUUGAGAAGAAAAUUACAAAAAUACAGGAAAUAGCACUGAGUUAUAAACCGGAAUUCCUCUAUUCAUGUCAUCAGCACCAAAAACUCAAAAUACAGAGACAAAUUCUGCACAAGGAAGGCAUUUUUCUGACAAUUUAAACCUUCAUUUAAAAAAAAUAAAGGUGUUUAUAAUUUAUUUAUUAUUAUUUAUUAUAACUAUUGUGCAAUUUAGACAAGUUUACGCCCAUGUUUACAUUAUGGUUGCUAGGUAAUUAGGCCAGUCAUGAUAACAAAUUUUGAAGUUAUCCGUGUAUGUUGAAGUGUGAUAUAUUGCUGAACUGAACAUAGACGAUAAACAAUAAUAUUGAAACCAAACCAUAAAGCAGAAUUAUCACAGCAAAAGUGUUCUAAAUGUACAAUAUUGUUAAAAAUAUGAGCUGCCAUAAUUACAUAACAGAACACUGAAGUAGCUUGUUUGUAUAUAUAAUGAGUCAUAGAAGUUAUUUAAUUCUCUACAGCUCAAAUCUUAUAGUACAAAAAAUAUAUCAAAAUAUUUCCAUUAGUGCAAGGAAAAGUGCCCAUGAUAAAUGUUGAACCACAAAAAGUAUUGUUCAGUCUGUCAUGUACUGAAUGAUAAGUCAAUACAGUAACUAUAGUGACAGGCCUAUAGGUAACAGUUAUGGACUGACCUCUACAUCAUCUGCUGCCCCUGUCCAACCAGGAAGUAACAUAAUAAACUACACCUACAUUUUAAAAGAUUAGUGCUGAUAGUCAGUCAUAGCAACAGAAGCUAACAGGGCAACUAAAGCUGCGUGAACAGGCCUAAAAUCUUAUAUUUUUGAAUGUUUUAUUAUUUAUUUUAUGGUGCAAGUUGAGAUAAUGCUAGUAGGUGACAAAUUUGCGUUUUGCUAACGUGAACUACCCCAUAACAUUACCUAACCUUAACAAACCCUAGAAAUAAUAACAGCUGUAACUGAACAAAUGCAUGUCAGACAAUUUGGAACAUUCUAGGCAAAGCAAGAACAUCUCCAUGGAGACAAGCAAAGGGCCUGUGUUUCAUGUGGCAGGCAUAACUUGAAAAGAAAGCAGAAAAGUCAAAAUGAAAGUAACAAUUUGAAACUUAAAAUUGGGUGCAUGCAUAAGUCAUCUGUCUUUUCUAAAAAUGAAAAAAAUAUAUGUGGCAUCAAAUUUUGAAUGUUGUUCAUUCACUGGACUUAUUUGGAUCAUUCCAAAUUGUCUUUACUUAGAUACUUCUCUUAUUGAAUCCAGCAGCUAUUGUUAGCUUGAUUUAAACUGCUUCUCUCCUCAGCGCACUAAGGGGGUGACACUGACAAGUUUAGUCCUGGUUUAAACCUUUAGUACUUGUUUAAUUCUGGUUUACUGCAUGGAGAUGCAAUAGUUUGGAGACAAGUCCGAAUUCUUAGGUGGAGUUUCUGUGUAACUGUCAGAUUCAGAUGUGUUGACCUGGUUUAUGGUGAAUAUCUCUGUAAUUACUGGGUUGAAAUGAAAUAAAAACUGGCACA